Messenger RNA from Scomber japonicus (chub mackerel), 1010 nucleotides. RefSeq names its product transmembrane protein 51a (gene tmem51a). The transcript is spliced from 3 exons. NCBI's taxonomy places the organism in Eukaryota, Metazoa, Chordata, Actinopteri, Scombriformes, Scombridae. The coding region runs from base 159 to 1010 and encodes 283 amino acids. The record is from RefSeq and is a predicted model, not a curated record.
CCUGUCGGCGGAGUUUGGAAAGUAACUACACACCCCCAUCCAGCUUUAAGAAGAAGACGAAGAAGACGAGAAGAGAGAAAAACAGUUACUUAUUAUCAAACGAUGGGAAGUUUUUGACGUCACUGUGGCUGGUCUGACUGAAUGUGUGGACUGACAACAUGCGUUCUAGUGUGGAUGGACAACCAGACCCUCAUGGCAGAGGAGGCACAGCCAACAACAACCAUAACAACAACAACAACAACAACAACAACAGCAGCAGUGAAAGCAGUGGAAACUCUGGUUCCCAGUAUGCACUGUGUGCUCUGGGGGUUGGGCUUGUUGCCCUCGGCAUUGUGAUGAUUGUGUGGAGUGUGGUACCUUCAGACUCGGUUGGUAACAGCAGCAGCAGUACAGGAGGAGGAGAUGGAGAUUAUGGUGGCAGGAAAAAUAAAGCUUCCUCCGUGGCCUUUGUCUUGGUGGGUUCUGGGGUGGUCAUGCUGCUGCUGUCCUUGUGUCUUGGAAUGAGGAACAAACAGCGGGAGCAGAUGAGGCUUCUGGAGGCCCAGAGCAACAGACUGGCAACUAUUGCGCAGGAGGAAAGAGAAAAUGCUGAGGAGCAAGCCCAGCGCUACGCGGUACCCACCUAUGAAGAGGCAGUAUGCAGUGGCCAGUACCCUGUCCGGCAGAGCAACCUUCGCCCAAGCUCCUCCCAGCUACCAUCCUAUGAUGACUUGGUCCAAGUAGAUGGGGUGCAGUAUGAAUUUGAGGGGCCGGAGGUCCCCCCAGCUGGGGCACAGCCUGCUCCAGCUCCCAGUGGUCCCUCUGCUGCUGCUGCUGCUGCUGCUCCCACUUCUACUUCAAAUCAUAGACCUGGGAAAAAUACCCGCAAGCUUCUCCCUAUCAAGAUCCGCAGGAUUAAAUCAGAGAAGAUCCACAUGAAAAAUAUUGAUAAUUCUCAGCCAGCACCUGUAAUGAGUAUAGAACCACUUACCCCACCACCGCAAUAUGACGAUGAACUGCCCCCACUUUAA